CUCUAUGUCGUGUAUAUACUCCCUUGAUGUGUUUGUGCACGCGCGUUCGUAUGCGUUGAAAGCACAUCAUAGUGGUCUGUUUCGAUUAUUUUGCUAGCUAGUAGUGUAGCUAGGGAGUUCUUUCUCAGCGUAAAAUACGCAGCAAUAUUUCCUAAUCAAAUUUUUGGGAUACCAUCCUGAAGCGAACUGCAACGAUGGCCAAAGGAUCCGUGUUGUGGAGGCGAACCGAGACCAUCGACGAGGAUAUGUGGGAUGACAGCGACUUGAUUGCAGCUUACGAUCGGGCGUACGAUAAAAUAAAGGCAAAAAUUGAAAGGAGAAACCGUACUUCGUCGGAAAACUCAUCAGCAGGACAGGAACCAUCGACUGGAUGGAAGCAGGGUGACUACUGCAUUGCAAUCUACUCUGGAGACAAACUUCCAUAUGAGGCCAAGAUCAAGUGCAUCAGAGGGAAGCACUGCAUUGUUCACUACAUUGGGUACGGCAACGAGGAGCGUGUCCUUUUGUCAGACCUUCACCCAUCGGAGGGCAAGAAGGCACGGCAAGCUCAGCAAGCUCGAGCAGGGAGCAGUGUCCACACAAGCAACGUGCCUUCUGGCUCAUUUCAGCAUUGUGCAAGCAUUCCUAAACUUCCCAGCGAACCUCCGUGGGGUGCUGCUAGCUUGGGAGCACCAUUUUCAAGCUCGGCUCAUGGCACACCUCCCCUACCACCACAUCCGUCUCUGUUCUUGGAAAAUAGUGCCGAGAGUGAUGCACUUUCCUCAAUGCUCAUGUCCUGGUACAUGAGUGGCUACCACACUGGCUACUAUCAGGCACUGCAACAAUCUAGGCAGAUGCAGAAAUGAUGUGAUCUCAAGUACAAAACCAUUUCUAGUGGUUCAGCCAUGAUUUAUUUCACAAGUGUGGCAGUAAGUGAGGUAUACUUCUGCACAAAUAAAAUAGUAAAAACAUUGCA
Molecule: messenger RNA, 955 nt
Organism: Dermacentor silvarum
Lineage: Eukaryota; Metazoa; Arthropoda; Arachnida; Ixodida; Ixodidae
Product: survival motor neuron protein
Exons: 8
Coding region: 195-845 (216 amino acids)
Biological process (GO): mRNA processing
Cellular component (GO): cytoplasm; nucleus
Molecular function (GO): RNA binding
Source: RefSeq, a predicted model, not a curated record